Messenger RNA from Saccharomycopsis crataegensis, 6462 nucleotides. It is a transcript of the gene SEN1, whose product is annotated as DNA/RNA helicase SEN1. Gene Ontology annotation, biological process: termination of RNA polymerase II transcription. The transcript has a single exon. Bases 1 to 6462 code for a protein of 2153 amino acids. The record is from RefSeq and is a predicted model, not a curated record. Gene Ontology annotation, cellular component: nuclear body. NCBI's taxonomy places the organism in Eukaryota, Fungi, Ascomycota, Saccharomycetes, Ascoideales, Saccharomycopsidaceae. Gene Ontology annotation, molecular function: helicase activity; ATP binding; transcription termination site sequence-specific DNA binding.
AUGUCCAGUGCCAAUCAGUUGGAAGAGUUGAAAAAACUGAUUGAUGCUUCUCAUGAGAAACCAGAGGAUGAUAAAUUACAAGAAGCAACAAUCCAGAAGUGCUUCGAAUAUAUUGCUGGAUUCCCAGUAGAUAGGCAUUUGUUUUGUGAUGCUGAGGGUUACCAUGCUGGUAUCCAUGGGCUAAUAUUAUUCUCUUUUCCUGAAUCAGACGCUUUAUCAUGGUACAAACAGAAGAUUGGAACAUACUUAGAUUCCUGUCAGAAAUGUAUUUAUAUGUUUCAUCAGGGAAGAGCAAGCUUGAGAGAAAAGUUUUUGUCAUCAAGAGAGCUUGAUUACAGCUCGGUUACUCAAUUCACACAAAUGAUUUUGGAUUGGGAGGCAUCCAGGCUUGUACCUAUUUUCCAGGAAGCAUGCAAACAGAUCCAGAUGAAUCAAGGGGUAGAAAGCACUGCUUUAAUUUUAAACAAUAGAGUAAUACUAGCAAUAAUAGAAUGUCUUUGUGGUCCGGGACUAUUUAGGGUGAACUAUCAGUUGAGGUCUUUAUUCUCAGAAGUUUUCAAAUAUUUGCUUGAAAGCAAGACGCCGUUCAAAUUCUCUAAUAGUGGUAUGCCAGCAGCUGUAAUAUUCUUCCUCUUUGAAGGCUCAGAUUUAGAAAAAGAUUGGGCUAUAAAUACACUCUCUGAAAUCUCUGCAACGAAGAAAAUUGAGCCGAAAGAGUUUAAUUCAGCACUCGAGGAAGAAUUAGAGAUGCACUUGUAUGAAAUACAGAAUCCAGAAUAUUACAAUGAUGAUACAUGUAUUAAGUUUUGGGAAAAUAUGGUUUUAAUAAUCAAUGCCCUGACAAAAGACACUGUCCUUCAAAAAUUGCAGGGACCAAAUAACAUGUCCCAUAUUCAAAAAUAUUUCACCUAUAAACUUGUUCUGCUCACAAACAUAUUGAAAAAUCAUGUCAUGUCUUACCAGAAAAUUCCUUUGCCUUUUAUUCUAAGGGCCUUUAAUUCAUUGCUUCUUAAGCUUGAGAGCUCUUUCUGGAGUCUAGUGAAGCCAGAAAUGUUCAAUAAUUUCUUGGCAACAAUUUUUGGCAAUCCAUAUUAUUUGAAAUAUAUCAUAGAAUUGAACAAUAAUCAAUCAAGUUCGGGGGCUCUGUUGAACGAUUUACUUUACUGGGUCAAUCCACUAUACAAAUCCAUCGCGGUUUCUCAGCAACAGCAAGCAGGAACAACAGUAUCAGACUUUUUCUUGAAGUUAUCAACUGACAAGAGUGUUGGAAUUCCACAGUUCACGAGGAGCUUAUUAAUUUCUGUUGCAUGCGACUUACUUUCAAGAUGUUUGAAAUUAGAAGUGCCGCUAUAUGAUUUGAAUUUUACGGUCGAUCUUUUGGUUAGAGUCGAAUCAAGAAGUUUGGUUGAUAAACACAGCGAUUUAUUCAUUAGUACUUGUUUUGAUAACAAUAGCCUUUGUAGUGGUGAUGAAAACUCCAAUUUCUUGAAAGAGUCAUGCAUAAAUCUUGUCUCUAGAUGUCUCCAGUUUGAUAUUUUAAAUUUUUCUCAAAAUAGUUAUAACUCUUACAAGAACUCCAACUCUUCACUUGCUCCAUUUUCUCCAACACUAUGGGAAAAAAUGACCAAUAGAAAUUUCAGUUCUCGUCUGUUCCUUCAUCAAUCUUUUUUGAUGACUAAGUUGCUCUCUUCCCUCAAGGGGAUUCCGGGUAUUCUUGUGAUUAAAGGGGAUGCAAAACUAAAAGAUCAAUACUCUUCUAUGCUUUUAUAUUUAAACAAUCUAUUAUCCAUGUUCUCAGAAGUUAGCCCACAGCAACUUAGAAUAGUGUUGAAGGAUCCCGAUGCAUUGGAUGGUUUAUGGUCAUCUAUUUUGUCACCAGAGCAAGAAAUUUCUCAGAGCGCGACCUCAAUACUUUAUGAAGCUUAUGAUAGUUCUGGAAGAUUUGAAGGUAUUCGGAGUAUCUUAAAUGAGAACUUUGAGUAUUGUUUAAAAUCCGUCACUCACAGUUUAUCUAGAACAAUAUCUUGCGGUUUUUAUGAACCAUGCCCAAGAGCUGUUAGAGUUUUAAUGGAUGUUAUCAAUGCAUCCAAUGAUCCUAUUACCGGAAUGCUAUCUGAUAGAACUAAAUUUGCGAAUAUCAAAGAUAAAUCUUUUCUUAAGGAAUUUUGGGUUCAAUGCUGGGAUUUUUUGGUAUUCAUUUACAAAGAGACCUUAAAAUGGGCUAAUAGUUAUGAUUCGAAGCAAUUAGUUGAAUUUACAAGAGAUACAUUAGACCUAAGUCAUCUUAUUUUGAACUGUUUUACAAACAUUUCCACCAUUCUUUCUUUAAGUGAUCUGUCUUUGAGGGGAUUAGUAGAAAAAGAUCUAUUUCAAAAUAUUUUAGACUCUUUUAGGUCCAUGUUGGUUUGGCUUAGAUUGAGUGAUAGUGCAUUGUUGACAUUAUGUGUUGAUUUGAUUAUUAAGGCUGUUGAUUUAGCCGGAGAAUUGAAUUUGCCAUUCAGCGAUGAUGUUGUUGAGUUAUUGGCCAAGUAUGGUUGUAAAGCCAAGAAAUUUAAUAAUAAGUUGACAGAUGAACAAGUUUCUGAGAUCCUCACUAGAGCUAGAGGUUUGAAUGAAGAAUUAGUUGAAAAAGUCACUGGUGAAGCAGAAGAAUAUAGGAAAAGUACCAAACCUAGCACAGAUAGCUCUAAUAACAGCACCGCAGCGUCAACACCAGUACCGUCUAUUGCUUCUUCAACGAAUUAUUCAAGAUUUGACAGCCACAAGCCUGAAAAAGAACUCUCAAAACUUGAUAGAAUUAAAAUGGAUAUCAGGCAAAACAGAGCCACUUCAUCCAGCAAGCUGCUUAUCAUUCAUCCUCCAAGCAAAUCUGGAUUUCAUAGUAAAAGAGGGAAAAAGGAUGAUGAUGAAUCGGAUUCUGAUUCUGAUUUGGAUGAUGGUGUACGUGAAUUGUUUAUGAAGAAUAAGAAGGAAAAGGCAAAAGCUACUCUAUUGGAUAAGAUGUCACAAAACAAGUCCCUAAAGCUUAAGCGGCCUGUGGCUUCUGCUGCUGAUGAGCAGAAGAAGAAGGAAUUGAAUAUGAGAAGAAGAUUAAAUGUUAGUUUGGAUCCGUUGUACAGAAGUGUUUUAUCGUGGACCUAUAACAGAGUGAGUGAUUUCCCAGAUGAAAGAGGAAGAGAGAUUUAUCAACCAGUCAGGGAUAAUUUUGAUAAUGUAAAGGAUUAUCAAAAAACAUUUGAGCCACUACUUCUUUUAGAAUGUUGGCAAUCAAUUGUGCAAUCUCGUCAAUUGACCCAAGAAAAACCGUUUGAGUUAUUGAUUGGUACUAGAGCUUCUGUUGACAACUUUUUUGAUGUCUAUGCGUCGAUAGAAAAAUCUGUGUUAUAUGACAGAAAAAUUGGUGAAUCUGAUUUGCUUGUGCUUGGUUAUGUAAGGAACGAUGGACAAAAAGUUGAAAAUAUGACAUCAAGAGUUUUGGAGGAGACUCUGAUUAGUUGUUUAGCAAAAGUUCGAGAAAUAAAGUCGGCAAACUCAGAUUAUGCGGAUAUCACUUUAAGAGUUAUGCCAAACAAUAAUCCAAUGAUCCCUAUCUUUUCUCCUCAAACUUUAGUUACUGGUCUUAAGGUUAUGCAGAUGGUCACAAUAGAGAGAGAAUAUUCUUCUCUUUUUGGUUUACAGUACUAUGAUUUGUUUAGUAACAUCAUUAAAGCUAAGCCAACAUUUGAAGAAAAUGAAGAUAAAAGUGAAGUCAACAAAAUGAUUUCUACUUUCAAGGUCAAUGAGUCACAAGCUGCAGCAAUUAUUGGAUCGGUGCGGAAUAAGGGAUUCUCAUUAAUUCAAGGUCCUCCAGGGACAGGUAAAACGAAAACUAUUCUUGGUAUUGUUGGUUAUAUCUUAACUUCUAAUAGGCUGUCCAGCAUAAUCACGGCUCCACAAAAGAAAAAUCAUCUUGAAGUGUCGAAAAAUCAGAAAAUAUUGAUUUGUGCUCCUAGUAACGCGGCUGUUGAUGAAUUGGUGCUUCGUUUGAGAUCUAAGAUAAAGGAUUCUGAAGGUAAUGAUUUCCAACCGAAGGUCGUUAGAUUGGGUAGAUCAGAUGCGAUCAACAGUGCUGUUAAGGAUCUUACUUUGGAAGAGUUGGUUGAUAAAGAGCUCGGCGCUAAACAGGAUGAUCAAGUUUUAUCUGACGGCAGUAUCAGACAGGAGCUUAACAAAUGUCUCCAAGAAAGAGAUCUGAUCAGAGCACAACUUAACCAGGAGGAUUUGCCAGAUGAUAAAGCCGUUCAAUUGCAAUUAAAAAUCAGAGAAAUAACAAAAAAGAAAAAUGAGUUAGGUAGGGCACUUGAUGAGCAAAGAGAAAAAGUGUCGGUUUCUUAUCGUAAUAAGGAAAUUGAAAGAAGAAAUAUUCAAUUCAAGAUUCUAUCAAAUGCAAAUAUUAUUUGCUCAACAUUAUCUGGGUCUGCCCAUGACCUUGUUAAGGGCAUGAACAUCAUUUGUGACACGGUUAUUAUUGAUGAAGCUUGUCAAUGUACAGAAUUGUCGGUCAUCAUUCCUUUAAGAUAUGGAUGCGAAAAAUGUAUUAUGGUUGGCGAUCCAAAUCAGUUACCUCCAACUGUUUUGUCUCAAACCGCCGCAUCAUAUAACUACGAGCAAAGUUUGUUUGUCCGUAUGCACAAAAAUUAUCCAAACUCAGUCUAUUUAUUGAAUGUCCAAUAUCGUAUGCACCCUGACAUUUCCAGAUUCCCAAGUGAUGAAUUCUAUAAUUCUAAAUUGAUUGAUGGUAACAAAAUGAGAGAGCUUAACACCAGAGCCUGGCAUAGUAUUUAUCCUUUGAGUCCUUACAGGUUCUUCGAUAUUGCUGGUAGACAAGAACAAAGCUCUAGAUCCAAAUCCUUUUUUAAUACCACGGAGGCAGUAGUUGCUUUAGAAUUGGUGAAGAAAUUGGAAAAGAUAAGUGUGAAGUUGGGUAUUAAUAUAGAAGGCAAGAUUGGUAUAAUUUCCCCGUACAAAGAACAAAUAGGCAAAUUAAAAAGUGUUUUUAUUAGACAUUAUGGUAAACCAAUCUUGAAUAUCAUUGAUUUCAACACUGUUGAUGGUUUCCAAGGCCAAGAAAAAGAAGUUAUUAUCAUGUCUUGUGUUCGUGCCAGUGGUGGAUCGACCGUGGGUUUUUUGGCAGAUGUCAGAAGAAUGAACGUUGGUCUUACUCGUGCAAAAACUACACUUUGGGUAUUAGGUCACAGAGAAUCCUUGUCUGUCAAUAAGGUUUGGAAUCAUCUCAUUGGGGAUGCUGAUAAGAGGGGUCUUGUUAGCAAAGCUUCGCCUGGAUUCUUGAAAGGCGAACUUGUGGAUCCAGGAAAGGUUAAAUCAGGUAGCAUUCCUCAGUCGAGCAAGUUUAUUGAAGAUGUCACUAAAAAAUCCCCUAAAAAAGCAAAAUCGAAGUCUAGAGAAAAAGAUAAAACUAAAAGCAAAGAUAAAGAGAAGAGUAAAGAUAAGGUGAAAAAUAAAGAUAAAGAUAAGACAAAAAAUAAAGGGAAGGAUAAAGAAUCCUCCAAAAGCGAGGAAAAGAAGAAAAAGAAAAAAGAAAAAGAUAAAGACAAAACGGUUGGUGAUGAUAAUAACGCCCAUUUUGGUAACGAUGCCAAGAACGAAGAAAACGCACUUGUUGAUAAUAAGAUACAUUCAGAUAUUGGUACAGCAAUUGACGAUAAAAUAGGGGGCUCUUCUGACAGUCUCAAGAGGAAGCCAUCGUCAUUGCUCAAACCAGCUGGCCAUAAGGUUCAAAAAUCCAGCUUGUUCAUUAAGAAAAAUUCCAACAAAAGUGGAUUUACGGGAUCACCAACAAUAAACACAGCUUCUGAUAAAAGAACCAAUAAAAUCCCACCUCCUAAAAGAUCCGGUGCCAUUACUAAUCCAGCUGCAACUGAAUCACAAACACAUCCGCCGGCCAGCUUUCUCUUGAAUUUGCCGACUGCUCCGAAAAACAGGGAAUAUACUGGAAGCAACAGUAACUCUUUCCGUAACGCUGAAUCUAAUUCCUCUAACCAGAAGUAUGGUAACAAUAGGUUUCCAACCAAACCAGGCUUCAAAAAUAAUGACCAUAGUUCAGGAUUUAAGAAUUCUGACUAUAAUCAGAAUCCUAAACAUGGCUCUCCUGGUUAUUUUGGAUCAGGAUAUCCAAAUCAAGCUGCCAACAGAAAUUCAAGCUAUCAAGGAGGUCCGCCAGAUCUCAGCAGAAAUAAUGCAAGUAAUUAUAACAGUUAUCAAUAUGGCAAUUACAACAGUUAUGGCAAUUACAAUAAUUACGACAACAGUUAUAACAACUACAACUAUAACAACAAUCCACAAUAUAACAGAAAUGAUAGCCACAAUACUCAGACCAAUUAUAACAAUAAUUCGAAGCCCUUCAAUAAUUCACAAUACAAAAAUAACACCAAGAAUGAUUAUAGAAACUGGAAGCGAAAGUGA